Eufriesea mexicana is the source of this 4478-nucleotide messenger RNA. It is a transcript of the gene Rab3-GAP, whose product is annotated as Rab3 GTPase activating protein. Gene Ontology annotation, biological process: regulation of GTPase activity. The transcript is spliced from 19 exons. The record is from RefSeq and is a predicted model, not a curated record. The coding region runs from base 177 to 4421 and encodes 1414 amino acids. NCBI's taxonomy places the organism in Eukaryota, Metazoa, Arthropoda, Insecta, Hymenoptera, Apidae.
AGAAUCUCUGCAUUUACUAUCCUACUUGCAAGCAUAUGACAGUUUGUGAUCUAUUAUAUUGUCAGAUGCUGUGUUAGAAUUUCCACAAUUUAAUUAGCUAAGUAGCAUUUACAAAUAUUGAAGUGAAGAAAAUUUGAAAUUAUUCGAAAUAGGUAUAUGAAUGUAAUUGUUUAGAUAUGUCUUGUCAGAUAAAAGGAAUUGCAAAUCUAACCAAUAUAAGCAAUAUCAAAGAGUUACUUUUUGGAGAAUCUGUUACAAGACUUGACAUUCCACAAGAUGAAUUACCACUACAAGACUGUUUUAUAUCAUUAUCAUCAACUGGAGAUUGUCUUGCUAUGGCAUAUAAUACAAAGAUGAUCAUAUUAAUGUCAAGAUGGGAUUCAUUAGAACAAGAUGAGGCAAAAAAUAAGUUUCAUAUCGUAUGGUAUGGUGAAGUUGCUAAAGAAAAGAAUGAAUGGGUAACAUCUGUGAUUUGUUUGCCUUUAUUAUCAUUGGGAAAAGCUAGCAGUGGUACAAAUCCAGAUUGGACAUGUAUUAUAGUUGGUUUCAAUACUGGUUUUAUUAGGUUUUAUACAGAAUCAGGUGCAUUAUUAUUAGGGGAACAAUUACAUAAUGAAUCAGUUCUGGGACUAAAAUGUCAAUCUUUUUAUUCACCUAAACAUGUAGGAGAUACGGGUAUGACUGAAGAAGUCCAUGUGGCAUAUAAUAGCGUUGUAUGUGUAUUACAAGGUUUUCCUUUGUUUUCUACAUUACGAGCAUGCAGAAAUCAUUUAGCUAGAGUUCAAGCAAACUGUGAUGAUCUACCACCUAUUACAAACUUGUCAUAUAAGAAGUGGGGUUAUAAAAGCCAGGAUAUUGUGAAUGAUUCGGAAGUAAUUGGUACCACUCCUGUAAACAGUUUUGAUCAUUUAAUGACAGCCUCAAUUUGUGGUGGAUAUAAUGCAUCUUAUAGAUCUAGUGCACCACAACAUAAUUUAGUGCUGGCAACUGGUAAACGACCCUUUGUUGGUUUUCAUUACGCAUUAGAAGGUGGUUCAGCUCCAAUUUUAUCAGAUGUUGCAAUAGCAAUGGCCAGCAAAUUAGCAAAUGCUAUUGGAACUGCUGUUCCUUGGUUUCCUAUCAGUUGGGGAAAUUCAAAACAACAAGCAUCACUUGAAGCAUCAAAAACUAGUGUUCAUGAACCAGUUGAGCCAAUGACUUGUAGGUUUGGAUUAAGUGAUGUUACAAGGGAGGGUUAUUCAAUAAUAUCCAGUCCAAAUAAAACAUUAUCAGUGAUAUUAGAUGCAAUGGGUAGAGUAUUAUUAGUAGAUAACAGAAGUUGUAUAGCUGUGAGAAUGUGGAAAGGUUAUAGAAAUGCACAAUGUGGCUGGAUUGAAGUGGAAGAAGAAAAGCAUUCUGGAAUGUACAAAGCAUUUACUAAAUUUAAACAAACUCCACAGUUGCGGUCUGCUUUCUUUUUAGUCAUUUAUGCUCCAAAAAAGGGUGUAAUAGAUAUAUGGAGUACUCAACAAGGUCCUAAAAUUACUACAUUCACUGCUAGUAAACAUGGUCGAUUGCUUUAUAUUAAUUAUGGUCUUCUUGGGGUCAAUGAUAAUGUGCAAAUAUCAAAAAAUAGACCACAACAUUCGUGUGUUUUUAUGGAUCCACUUGGAGGGUUGAAAGAAAUUACAGUACCAUUUCAUUUUGCUCUAAAUAGUAAAAAUGGGAAGAGAGCACGUGAUAUACAUUUACUUAAAAAAUUAAAAACGUUUUUACGAGAAGACGAAUUUGGAUGUGAAAAGUUGAUCUCAGAGAUUGAGAAUGUGUGUUCAGAUUUGAAAACUAACGAAAUAAGAGUACAAACAUUAGAAAUGUUAAUAUCAAAUAAACAUAUUACUCCUGAUGCUUUAUUCGCAGCUACAAACUGUUUUAUUAAGAAAUUAAACGAAUAUGAAGGAGAAGAAAUGGAACCUACAACAAAAACGCUUUACUUAUUAACGACACAAUUGCAACAAAUAAUUAAAUUUUAUAAACAUAUUAAAUCCCAGUUUGAUACAGCAGAGGAUAAUACUUUUAUAAAUGAUGAUAAUAAUGAUUUAAUUAGUAAAAAUUUAGCUUCAAUUUUAUUAACUUAUGAAAAGGAAGUGCUUAGAAUAUUUGAGUUAUUUAAAAAAAUAAAUAGCUACAAGUGUUCAGAUUCUGAGACAGAAUGUAAAGUAAAGUUUAAAGAGGAUGGAAACAUUUUUUUAGAUUUUUUAUCUUGUUUUGAGUUUGGGACACCAGGUUUAAUAGAUAUUAAAAAAGACAUAAAAGAAGAAAAAGAAAAUUAUAUUUCUCAAUUAAUGUUUGAAGGAUGUGUAUAUUCAUGUGAUAGAAUUGAGAAAUGGAAAGAGACUGCUAAGGAUAGUAAUAUUCAACCAUUUGUUUUUAUGAAAUUAGCUUUAACUUACUGGCUUAAUAAGAAACAAGAUGAAUUAUGUUUAGCAUUAGAAUUAAAACAAUUUAUGCAACUCUUAAAUGCUAUUUGUUCACUAGUUAAUGUUGAAGAGAUAUGUGCAGAAAAUAAUGAAAUAUCUUUAUGGUGGAAAAAAGUUCGUAAUAUUCUUGUGGAUUCAACAAAUCCAUUUAAUGCACUUAGUGCUGCAUUGAUGUGUAGAGCUGUUGCCAUGUCUAUAGAAGGGUCUAAGGAAAAGUGUAGCAACGAAACUCUGGAUAAUAAUGAUCAGGACCAAAAAGAUAUUAAAUGUGAGAAUGAUUUCAAAGAAACAAAGGGUCAUGAAAUUAGUCAUUUAAAGUCAGAUGAUGAAGUGUAUAAUUUAACAAAUGAAUGGGAAAAUGUUACUAAAGAUAGUUGUCAGUUUACGUUACUUAUUGGGAACCUCGAGGAUAUUACGAUUUUAGACGCUGUUGUAAGCCAACAACCUCCAUCAGAUGCUGUAAUGCAAUUUUUUGCACUACCAUUUGUAAAAUUUGAUAUUUCUUUAGGAUCUGUGGUUUCAAAAGGAAAAGGUUCUGUAUCAGAGAUAGUUGCAAAAUGGAUUGCGUCUGCGGGCAUUGAUCCUUCUCAACUAGUAGAUACAACAGAUAUAGAAUUUGAUCAUAUACAGUCAACAAGCGAUUCUUUGGAAAUAAUAAAUUUUUUAAACAAACCUAAAUAUGUUGAAGAUGCACCAGAAUAUCAUUCAGAAAAGUCAGAGAUUGUUCCAGAAUCUCUUGAUACAAAAAGUGAAGAUAAAGAUAGUACAAAUGUUACUACAUGUAUUUUAGAGAGAAUAAAGUUAUUAAAACGUCAUUUUCCAUAUAGUUUAACAAGUAGUGUUUUACUAGCUAAUGUGUGCUGGGAAUUUGCAAUGUCAUGGAAUAAAGAUAUUUCACAAUUGAAGUGUCUUGAAGUUGCAUUAUCUAUUUUACGACAAAUACCAAUGAAACAGAUGAGACAUGGGGUUUGUUGUUUAUUAUGGUCGGUUCACAUAAAAAAACGAAUGGAAGUAGUUGCAAAACUAAUUAAUAAAUUAGGAAAGUUACCAAGAGAUAGAUUAUGUGUACAAGAGAUCGGUUUAUCUGAUAUACAGAUAGUUACGUUUUUGCAGAAUUGUGUCACAUUUUUAGAAAUAUUCAUUGAUUCUGAAAUACUUGAAGCAAGAGAGAAUAUCACAAUUAAGUCAGAAGAAUUAUGGGAAGGAUGUAUUUCUGGUCCACAACCGUUUGCGACAUUGGCUAUUUCUCAAGCACCCGCUGCGUAUGAUCUAAUUAUGUUACACGCGCAAUUAGCUAAUGUCUUAUAUAUGAUAGCGUACUUUAAUUUGAAAGUAAUAAAACCAAUAAACACUUUAUUUGAGUCUGUGGUGCAACCAUUUUUUUUUCAAACACUGACCGAAAAAGUAAUGCUAACAUGGUACAGAGCUGAUGAAAGAGAUCAUAUAAGAUCCAUGUUUUUAUGUCGUAUAAUUACUGCAUCUAUGGAUUUUAUUCAUCAAGAAACAACAGAUGGUAAAAUGAUUAGUUCAACAGAAGCUAUUCAGUGGAUGAAUAAAUGUCAAACAUUGGCAUCCAUAUGGAAAAUUAAUAAUGAUAACUUAAGGAUAUAUCAAGUUUGUCAAUUAUAUGUGAAUGGCUUUGAUCGAUUAGCAGAAGAAGUUGUUACAGCUGUAAACGAUGUUGAAAGGUUAGCAGAAGAACUUUUACCCAUUGCUGGAAGAAGAAUGAUGGCUUAUCUUUCAAAAACACCUGAUUUUUUGAAAGAAGUUUCUCGUAUAAGUCCUGCUCUUACUCAAUACUUGGAAAGUGUUGAUGAGCUGGAUAUAAUUUGUACAAAUUGCUCGAAUGAUGAUACUAUUGAAUUGAUACGACGAAUUUCAAGACAUUUACCCGAAACACAUUCUGAUUAUUGUCUUGCGCAAUUAAUGUUAGAUGCGGUGUUCAUUUACGAGGAUACAAUAUAGUAUUCAAAUGUCUAAGUAAAAUUAAUUUGUUGUAGGAAAUAAGUUUAGUAAAUUUAA